Messenger RNA from Salvia splendens (bonfire salvia), 1745 nucleotides. RefSeq names its product lysine histidine transporter 1. The record is from RefSeq and is a predicted model, not a curated record. Bases 139 to 1557 code for a protein of 472 amino acids. Lineage: Eukaryota; Viridiplantae; Streptophyta; Magnoliopsida; Lamiales; Lamiaceae. The transcript has 8 exons.
CAAGAAAGACAUCAUUAUUAUUUUUUGAUAUACUCUACUAACUCUGUAGCAACUUGAGUUUCUUGGAAACAACAAACAAACGUCAACUCCCAAUUCAAUCUAUAAAGUUGUAAUUUACUCAGCUUUUCCUGCUGGAAGAUGAUGGAAGUGGAAACCAGAGUCCAUUUUGGAGACAUGAAGUACUUCAAUUCUCAACAUGCUGAUGAGAGAUCUGCAGAAGAGGAGGCUAUAGAUGAUUGGAUUCAAAUCUCUCCCCCAAAAAGUGCAAAGUGGUGGUUUUCAGCCGUUCAUAAUGUUACAGCUAUGGUUGGUGCUGGAGUCCUUGGUUUUCCUUAUGCCAUGUCUGAAUUAGGAUGGGGGCCAGGAGUGACAGCCAUGGUGCUAUCUUGGGUGAUAACACUCUACACUUUGUGGCAAAUGGUGGAGAUGCAUGAAAUGGUUCCAGGGAGGCGUUUCGACCGCUACCAUGAGCUCGGGCAGCAUGCGUUUGGGGAGAAGCUCGGGCUGUGGAUCAUGGUGCCUCAGCAGCUCAUAGUUGGAGUUGGGGUCGACAUAGUUUACAUGAUCACUGGAGGGAGAUCUCUCUGUAAAUUCCAUGAUCUGGUUUGCAGAAAUAAUUGCAACAAGAUUAAUUUUACUUAUUUUAUCAUGAUUUUCGGGUCAGUCCACUUUGCGUUCUCCCAGCUCCCGGACAUCAAUUCAAUCUCCGGCGUCUCCCUCGCUGCAGCAGUCAUGUCCUUGAGUUACUCUACAAUAGCAUGGGGAGGUUCGUUGGUCGAGGAGCGGAAGGAGGAGGUGGAGUAUGGGUACAAAGCCGGUAGCCCGGGUGGUACGAUCAUAUCCUUCUUCUGCGCGUUGGGAAAUGUCGCUUUCGCCUACGGAGGUCACAAUGUAGUGUUGGAGAUUCAGUCAACGAUGCCAUCCACACCGUCAAAGCCUUCCAAGAAACCUAUGUGGAAAGGAGUGUUGGUGGCUUAUAUCGUCGUGGCCCUUUGUUACUUCCCGGUCGCCAUCGUUGGAUAUUGGAGGUUUGGCAAUGGCGCCGGUGAUAACAUCCUCGUCACGCUACACGAACCUGUUUGGCUCAUCGCCAUGGCUAACAUGUUCGUCGUCGUCCAUCUCAUUGGCGGCUAUCAGAUCUAUGCCAUGCCAAUUUUUGACCUGAUUGAAAUGGUUCUAGUGAAGAAACUAAAAUUCAAGGCAAGUUGGUAUCUACGUUUUAUUGCAAGGAAUACGUAUGUGGCGUUUACUAUGUGUAUUGCCAUGACGUUCCCUUUCUUUGGUGGGCUACUUGGAUUUUUUGGUGGAUUUGCAUUUGCGCCAACCACAUACUUUCUUCCAUGUAUCAUUUGGCUUGUAGUGAAGAAACCAAGAAAGUUCAGCCUCUCUUGGUUCAUUAAUUGGGUUUGCAUAGUGCUUGGUGUGGUUUUGAUGGUGGUUGCUGGGAUUGGAGGGCUAAGAGAGAUCAUAGUGAAUGCACAUGGCUACAAGUUCUACUCUGGAAAUAAUUCAUCAAGCUGUGCUAGCACAUUUAACAAAUUAAGAUAUCUUGCAUGAUAGCCUAUUUUUACAUUUACUUUUGUUAAUCAUUUGUGUGUAAUUAAACGUAAAUUGAUAUUUGUGAAAGAGGGAACUAUAGAAACAAAGUCUAGCAAAUGAGGUUGCAAAUUUCCGAUACCCCGUUAUGAAAAUAUCACUGGAAAUAUUUGAAUAAAGACAUAAUCUCAUUUGAAUUUAUUUUUUAA